UCUAGAAUCAAUACAAUUCGAUCAUUAUUAUUAUUAUUAUUAUUAUUACUAGUUCCUACUAUUAACCAACAAAAAGCCAAAUCAUAUGAAGGUAACUAAUAGAGUGAUAGAAAGACACAACUAUACUAUUUGAUUAUAAUUAAACAAUUUUCAUAUAAAAUUUAAAAGAAUAAACUAUACAUUACUACUAGAGUUUAAAAUACAAAACAAAAUACUAAAAAGAUUUUAUUAAAAAUGCCAAUAGAACAAAGACCAUAUAGUAAUACAUUACAUCAAAGUGGUGAAAGAAAAGCUGUUAUUAAAUAUGUUGAAAUGAGUAAAGAAAUGCAACAAGAUGCUGUACAAACUGCUGCAAUGGCUAUGGAUAAAUAUAAUGAUGAUAAAGAUAUUGCAUUAUUUUUAAAAAAAGAAUUUGAUCGUAAAUAUGAACCAACAUGGCAUUGUAUUAUUGGAAGUAAAUUCUCAAGUUAUGUAACGCAUAUAAAACAAUUCUGUAUUUACUUUUCAUUGGAAGAUCGUGGAGUUCUUCUUUUCAAAACUGUAUGAAAUAUUCAACUAAAAAUCUGAUAUCUUUUUAUUGGAGCAGUGGAUCGAUAAUUUGGAUUCGUGAUCAAUUGUCCCUUGGCCACAUUUAGAUCAUCUCAGUUGACACCCAUACAACAUUUUGUUAGUAAAUUGAGAAGUCAUAUCAACAUAACACUUAAAUCACUUUUGUUUGAUAAAAUCAACAUAUCAACUUUUCAAAGCAAAAAAAUACCAGACUACAUCUCGUUUAACUUACAUUUCUCCUUAUUCAUAUAGAAUCAUCGAAGUAGCUCAU
Schistosoma haematobium is the source of this 820-nucleotide messenger RNA. Its product is annotated as Dynein light chain 1, cytoplasmic. Gene Ontology annotation, molecular function: dynein light intermediate chain binding; dynein intermediate chain binding. Bases 235 to 546 code for a protein of 103 amino acids. The record is from RefSeq and is a predicted model, not a curated record. Gene Ontology annotation, biological process: cilium assembly; microtubule-based process. NCBI's taxonomy places the organism in Eukaryota, Metazoa, Platyhelminthes, Trematoda, Strigeidida, Schistosomatidae. The transcript is spliced from 4 exons. Gene Ontology annotation, cellular component: cytoplasmic dynein complex.